AAUUAAUAAUCAACAUUAUUAUUAUUAUUUUUUUCCCAAAGCAUAAAUGGUCAACAAUUAGGGAGAAAUAUUUAUUUAUUGCUGUACGUACGUAGUUUGAAAACCCUACAGUUCGUUCAGUUAACUAGCCACUAAACAGAAGGCCGAGCCACGAUCUCCACGCAGCCGCGCGUUAUGCUCCUAAUCCUUCGGACACUUUGCAACGCUGGGGCACUUUCGUACUUUCAGGUCGCCCACCCAAAUGCGGCAGCGUGAGACAAACCGCGGCAGCGGGCUUGUACCGUUGUACGAGCCUCGUCGGACUCAAACGCGCGUUUCAUCGAACCGCGGGAGGCAGUUUCGCAAUUAUCAAAAUCCACCAGGGGCAAUCCCCUCUGUACGGUUUCCAAGAGUCACGAUUCACGAAACAACCGUUCGCUUUAUAAAAACUGUUGCACAGCCAAACAGAGACGUCCCUCUCCCUUCAUCCCCUGUUUCCCCGAGCUGUUCCGUUUUCCUCUCUCUCUCUCUCUCUCUCUCUCUCUCUCUCUCGCUCGCCUCUCUGUUUCUGUUUCUCUCGCUAGAAGUUGCAGAUAGAAGAAGUCCAGAAGAAGAAAGGAGUUAGCAGAAAUUUGCCAUUAAAGACGAACCCAUAUAACAGACCCAAACCUCCAUUGUCGCAUAGACCACUCGUUCCUCAACCAUCUCCAACAGAAACCCAAAUCUUAAAACCCUAACAUUUUCUAUAUAAGCCCUCAAGGCGAGCAAUUAAGCACUUGAGGGUUCGAUUUUGAUUUAAUUGAAUCGGUUUCUGGUUUCGUGAUGGUUCGUGUCAGCAACACUGUGACCGCAAUUUUCAACUGCUGUACCCUCGUCAUUUCUGUGUUGGCGCUGGGCGGGUCGUUCUGGAUCCACGCCCAUGGAGGUUCUGAAUGCCAGAAAGUGCUGCAGACGCCGCUCAUGAUUCUGGGUCUGUUCCUGUUCGUUGUUUCUCUGUUCGGGAUAAUCGGGUCGUGCUGUCGGGUCUCCUUCAUCAUGUGGAUUUACCUGCUUGUUCUGUUCUUGCUCAUCGUGGGGCUGUUCUGCUUUACGGUGUUCUUGAUCGCGGUGACGAACAAGGGCGUCGGAAAUUUCAUCUCCGGCAAAGGGUACAGGGAGUAUCGUCUCGGAGAUUACUCCCACUGGCUCCAGAAAUACGUGAUCAAUGCACAGAAUUGGGAGGAGAUUAAGAGUUGUUUGAUUGAUGCUCAGGUUUGCCCGAGACUCGCAGUCGCCGCCGGUCAGAAAGCGCCCGCCUUCUAUACCCUUAACAUGUCUCCAACACAGUCGGGGUGCUGCAAACCUCCAACAUACUGUGGGUUCAAAUUCAAGAACGCAACUUACUGGGAAGUGCCAAAGGAGGGGCCGGCGGUGGGAGACGUGGACUGCAAGCUAUGGAGCAACAACCAGCAGCGGCUCUGCUACGACUGCAACUCCUGCAAGGGAGGAGUCCUCGCCAACGUCAAGACCCAGUGGAGGAAGCUCGCUCUCGCCAACUUCUGUGUUCUCGUCUUCCUCACCCUCCUCUACUCCGUCGGCUGCUGCGCCCUUAGGAACACCCGCUCCCAACACUACAAAUACACCAGAUACAACGGCCACCCUGCUCCCUAACCCUACCUACGACCUUCCUAGCUCUAACUAUUAUUUUUACAUUUCAUUUUAAUUAAUUAAUUAAUUAAUUAUCUCUUCUGCCUGCACCAGCUAGCGAAGCGACCCCAUGAUAUCAUUUCUAGCUCAAUUAAUGAAUCAAUUUAUUUCUGCUGCAUCUGUAAUUAAUGGGUACGGUUUAUGCAAGUUUUUAUUAAUUAAUUUCCAUGUUUUUUUGUUUCAGUA
Messenger RNA from Malania oleifera, 1851 nucleotides. RefSeq names its product tetraspanin-8. The transcript has 2 exons. The record is from RefSeq and is a predicted model, not a curated record. NCBI's taxonomy places the organism in Eukaryota, Viridiplantae, Streptophyta, Magnoliopsida, Santalales, Ximeniaceae. Gene Ontology annotation, cellular component: plasma membrane; plasmodesma. Gene Ontology annotation, biological process: auxin-activated signaling pathway. The coding region runs from base 802 to 1629 and encodes 275 amino acids.